AGGAGACACAGACGAAGACAAAAGGCCAUCCAGUUUCACUCAGACACGCAGACAAACAGAGAAACCAACGCCAACCAGAUCCAAUAUGGUGUCAGCUGGGUUACAGAUGCUGGGCACAGCCAUGGGGGUCAUAGGCUGGAUCGGGACUAUCAUCGAAUGCGCCAUGCCCAUGUGGAGGGUCUCCGCCUUCAUUGACAGCAACAUCAUCACCUCUCAGGUCAUCUGGGAGGGUAUCUGGAUGAGAUGCGUGGUUCAGAGCACGGGCCAGAUGCAGUGUAAGAUAUAUGACUCCAUGCUGGCCUUACCUCAGGACCUCCAGGCUGCCAGAGCCAUGACUGUCAUCGCCAUCCUCUCCGGCAUCAUCGCCAUCCUAUUGGCUGUAGCCAGGGGAAAGUGCACCAACUGCGUGGAGGACGAGGCAUCCAAGGCUAAAGUGGGCGUGGCGUCUGGGGUGGUGUUCAUCAUUGCCGGGGUUCUGUGUCUGAUCCCUGUCUGCUGGACGGCCCACAGCAUCAUCCAGGACUUCUACAACCCGCACCUGAUAAGCGCUAAGAAGAGGGAGCUGGGGGCCAUGGCUUCCCAGGGCCUCCAGAUUAUGGGAGUAAUGCUGGCCAUGAUUGGCUGGCUGGGGACCAUCCUCACUUGUGCCAUGCCCAUGUGGAGGGUCACUGCCUUUGUCGGAGCCAACAUCGUCACCGCUCAGGUCAUCUGGGAAGGGUUAUGGAUGAACUGCGUGGUUCAGAGCACGGGCCAGAUGCAGUGUAAGGUCUAUGACUCCAUGCUGGCCUUACCCCAGGACCUCCAGGCCGCCAGAGCUAUGGUCAUCGUGGCAGUGAUUGUAGGCGUCUGCGGCGUCUUGAUGGCCAUCGUCGGGGGGAAAUGCACCAACUGCAUGGAGGACGAGGCUGCCAAAGCCAAAGCCUGCAUCAUCGCCGGGAUCAUCUUCAUCAUCUGUGGCCUCCUCAUCUUCAUCCCUGUGUCAUGGUCGGCCAAUACCCUGAUCAGAGACUUCUAUAACCCCUUGGUGAUAGAGGCCCAGAGGAGGGAGCUGGGGGCGUCUCUGUACAUCGGCUGGGGCUCCGCAGGGCUGCUGCUGUUGGGAGGGGGUCUGCUCUGCUGCAACUGCCCCCCCAAGGAGGGCAACAUGGGCAGGCCAUAUGUGGCGGCUAAGUUCGCCCCCAUCCGGACCACAUCUCCAUCCAUGAACUAUGUGUGAGUGAGGAGUAGAGUCUCUGGUGGAUAUGGGGACAUUCUACAUUUUUUACAUUUGACAUUUUAGUCAUUUAGCAGACGCUCUUAUCCAGAGUGACUUACAGUUAGUCCAUUCAUCUUCAGACCGCUUGGUGGGACAACCACAUAUCACAGGCAUAGUAUGUACACUUUUCCUCAAUAAAGCAGCUAUCAGCAAAGUCAGAGCUAGUAAGGGGAGGGGUUCAGGUGCUUUUGGAAGAUGGGACUGGGGAUAUAGGAGCAGGAUGAGGUGUUCAGUGUUACAGAUGAAAUAUUGAUGCUCUUAUUGAGUUGUCCGAUGCUCUUUUGCAGAUGACACUAAGUUUGGUCUAUUCUACAUAUUGCCAGCUCUAUGUUCUAAGUAUAUAUUAUAUCUUAUGACAUGAUAUGAUGUUGGGUCUGCUCCGCUUGAUAUAUUUCUAUAUUCUGAAUGUUGCUAGGUGACUGUAAUGUUUUUACAUUGAUGUCCUCCUGUGACAACAUUUAUUUUUUCUGCUCAAAUGUAAUGUUACAUUCUGUCUGUAUCCUAUUAUAAGAGUACUCUCUUUUGUAUGCUUUUCAGUAUGUGCAUUUUCCCCCUUCAUUUCACAAAUAUUCACAUUUUAAAUAAAAGUAGAUUUUAAAACGAAAAUAAAUGUUUGUUUGAA
Messenger RNA from Oncorhynchus masou masou (cherry salmon), 1877 nucleotides. RefSeq names its product claudin-4-like. Gene Ontology annotation, cellular component: bicellular tight junction; plasma membrane. Bases 86 to 1216 code for a protein of 376 amino acids. The transcript has 2 exons. NCBI's taxonomy places the organism in Eukaryota, Metazoa, Chordata, Actinopteri, Salmoniformes, Salmonidae. Gene Ontology annotation, molecular function: structural molecule activity. The record is from RefSeq and is a predicted model, not a curated record. Gene Ontology annotation, biological process: bicellular tight junction assembly; cell adhesion.